This is a messenger RNA of Bathycoccus prasinos, 1401 nucleotides long. RefSeq lists its product with no specific name. NCBI's taxonomy places the organism in Eukaryota, Viridiplantae, Chlorophyta, Mamiellophyceae, Mamiellales, Bathycoccaceae. The transcript has a single exon. Bases 1 to 1401 code for a protein of 466 amino acids. The record is from RefSeq and is a predicted model, not a curated record.
AUGUUGGCACGCGUGCGAGAAGUUAUCGUUCCCUCGGCGCCGGAGUACGAGAAGAAGUCCUCCUCCUCUUUGAUACUCUCAUCGUCGUCAUCGAAUGAUGAAGUGAUAGAACUGUCAAUAGUCGUGUCCCCGGACGUGGAGGACGAAGCGUGCAAAGUGCCUAAAUUGACGAACGAUUACGUCUCCGUCGCGCUGGAUAUGGCGUGCGAGAAAAACGCUUCGACCGAGAACGACGACGACGACGAGUGCGAGAGAGUUUCGGAUUCGUAUUAUUCGGAGAGGAGUUUGAGAGGGUCGUCGUUUUUAAGCGCGCUGAAACGAAGAUUCGUGUGGACGAUGGCAAAAAUCGACGUGAAAACCGCUCGCGUGCGCCCGAUGAUACUCGCGAGCGGGAAACGAAUUCUCUCUUCGAUUGGUCGAGAACUCGCGAGGCAGUUUCCACCGAUCGAGACGUACGUGAUGGAGAACGUGUUGAUGCGGAGAGCGAUGGAGGAAGAGGAAAUGGCGAUUUUGAAUCCAGACGCGAGACGCGCGUUCGAGGAGAGUUUGAUGUUACAGAGCGGGAAAAGCGACACGGAUAGGGAAGAAGAAGGAGAGGAGGAAAGGAGGAAGGUAACGAAAGAAGUUGAAGAAGAGAGUAUUUUGGAAGCGCCGAUGGUGGUGGUGACGAGUAGGAAGAAGGUGCGGAAUAAGAGGAGUUGGUUGAGAGGAAGUUCGAUGGAGGAGGAGGAAGCGUCUUCUUCGUCUUCUUCUUCGACACCGGUUUUGGCGGGCGACGCGGACAUCGAGCCGCCGGCCACGCCGCCUCAAAAGGAAGAAGAGGGUAGUAUUAUUCAAUUGCCACCUCAAAAAGAGCUCGCGGCGAUUACGAAAGCGAAGCAAAGGUUGCGAGAGGAAGAAGAAAAAGCCAAACGAAACGCGGUGUUGAAUAGUCAAAGUAGCAAUAAUAGUACACCGCUGAACUUUGCGCCAGGUUGGAAGAAAGACGUGGACUUUGGCGACGGAACGAACGCGGCGGUCAUAUUAGCCAGUAAAAGCGACGUGAAGAGUCGGAAAAUCCGACAACCAAUGAAACAACAAAGCAAUAGAAAAAUGACGGAUAUGUUCGGCGGUUCGAUGAUGAAAGGCACGCCUUCGCCGCCCGGAAAAUUGAAAAAGAACAACAACAGGAACAACGCGAGCGGGAAUAAUAGUGGCGCGGGUAACAACAACAAGAAAAAGUUUUCGCCGCCGAAAAGCGCGAAGAAACGCAGACAGUUCGAGGAGAGACGCUUGGCAAAGUUAUUCGAGGAAGAGAAAGAAAACAAAUCUAGAUUGGAGUACAGUUACUACUGCUCGGCUGGCGAUACCGACAUCUACGUCGAAGCCGUCGUAAAACCGAUCAAAGGCAAAGCGUUGUAA